Messenger RNA from Candidula unifasciata, 405 nucleotides. Lineage: Eukaryota; Metazoa; Mollusca; Gastropoda; Stylommatophora; Geomitridae. The record is from the annotation of a GenBank genome assembly.
UCACAUGUUUACUGUUGCCUGUUAUAGACCAGGAGAAGAGGUUAGAGUACCCCAGCUUCCCCACCACACCCCGUGACUUGGUGAGACCAGUUGGAGGUGAGGCCGUGUUUGAGUGUUCCACAGCUGGAACCCCAGAACCGGAGAUUAAAUGGUAUAAAGAUGGUCGGGUACUGAUUGCCACUGAAGGAGUCAGAAUGACAACAGAAGGCAACAGACACAGACUUGAGCUGAGAUCUGUCCUCAGAUCUGACCAGGGAGAGUAUGUCUGCAAGGCAACCAAUCUGGCGGGUACCAAAUCUUGUGGAGCUGUACUGACGGUUACAGCUGAUAUCGCGGGCCUCCCACCGCCCCCAUUAAUAAGUUGCAUUUUGAAAGAUAUAAGAAAUACCCUAGUAACCCAAAGGG